Messenger RNA from Gracilinanus agilis (Agile Gracile Mouse Opossum), 2514 nucleotides. It is a transcript of the gene ZBTB41, whose product is annotated as zinc finger and BTB domain containing 41. Gene Ontology annotation, biological process: regulation of transcription by RNA polymerase II. Bases 1 to 2502 code for a protein of 833 amino acids. Gene Ontology annotation, cellular component: nucleus. The transcript is spliced from 8 exons. Gene Ontology annotation, molecular function: DNA-binding transcription activator activity, RNA polymerase II-specific; RNA polymerase II cis-regulatory region sequence-specific DNA binding; protein binding. Lineage: Eukaryota; Metazoa; Chordata; Mammalia; Didelphimorphia; Didelphidae. The record is from RefSeq and is a predicted model, not a curated record.
AUGAAGAAAAGGAGAAAGGUUACUGCAAAUUUUGACGAGAAAAUCCAUCUAGGCUAUCAUAAAGACUCUUCUGAUGGAAAUAGUGCAGCGGAUAGUGACCAGGUGACCUUUAGUCAUUCUAUAGAAGGAUCUGCUCCUGAAGAUCUUCAGUGUUAUCAGCAACUUCCUCCAUCACCAGAUCAGAGAAAGCUUCUGAGUUCUUUGCAGUAUAAUAAGAAUUUGCUGAAAUAUUUAAAUGAUGAUAGACAGAAGCAACCAUCUUUUUGUGACUUACUCAUAAUUGUAGAAGGAAAGGAAUUCAGUGCACACAAAGUUGUUGUUGCUGUUGGCAGUAGUUAUUUUCAUGCUUGUUUGAGCAAAAAUCCAAGCACAGAUGUUGUCACUCUGGAUCAUGUAACACAUUCUGUUUUUCAGCAUUUGCUUGAAUUUCUCUACACAUCAGAAUUUUUUGUGUAUAAAAAUGAGAUACCUCUAGUUUUAGAGGCUGCAAAGUUUCUGGACAUUAUAGAUGCAGUUAAACUGCUAAAUAAUGAAAAUAAUUCUAACUUUCCUUCUGAAAUAACUGAAAAGGCAUCACCAGCAGAAACUCUAAGUGAAUUGGCUGGCAGAUUAUCUAAUAGUCAUCAGUGCAAAUUCUGCAGUAGAAAUUUUUGUUAUAAGAAAUCUUUAGAGAAUCAUUUGACCAAAACGCAUAGAUCCCUAUUAAUAGGGAAAAAACAUGGGUUAAAAAUGCUGGAAAGAGGUUUUUCAGCAAGAAGAUCAACAAGGAAUAGAAAGUGCCCUGUAAAGUUUGAUGAGGACAGUGAUAAUGAAAAUGAAAGUGAUGAAAUAGACAAUUUUGAUAAAGACAAUUUGGAUAAGGUCACUUUUGAUACAGAAAAGUCAGAUAAAAAUGAUUCUGAGGAUGCUGGAAGUGAGUACAAUGCAGAUGCAGAAGCACAGGAGGAAGAGAUGUCAGAUGAUUACUCUGAGGGGGAAGAGCAAAGUGACAAAGAACAUAAUACAGAAGAGGAUCCUGAAACUGCUGAUUCUGCAGGAAAUAUUCAUGAAGGGUUAACUCCAGUGGUCAUUCAGAACAGUAACAAAAAAAUACUGCAGUGUCCUAAGUGUGAUAAAACGUUUGACCGAAUAGGAAAGUAUGAAAGUCACACUCGUGUUCACACAGGUGAAAAGCCUUUUGAGUGUGACAUUUGUCAUCAGCGAUAUUCAACAAAAUCUAACCUAACUGUUCACAGAAAGAAGCACAGUAAUGAAACAGAAUUUCAUAAAAAGGAACAUAAAUGCCCAUAUUGUAAUAAACUUCAUGCAAGCAAGAAAACUCUAGCCAAACAUGUUAAAAGAUUCCAUCCUGAGAAUGCACAAGAAUUUAUUUCCAUCAAGAAGACUAAGAGCGAAAGUUGGAAAUGUGAUAUUUGUAAGAAGUCAUUUACUCGAAGACCACACUUGGAGGAACAUAUGAUUCUUCAUUCUCAAGACAAACCCUUUAAGUGCACCUAUUGUGAAGAGCAUUUCAAAUCACGAUUUGCGAGGCUAAAACACCAAGAAAAGUUCCACCUGGGUCCAUUUCCAUGUGAUAUCUGUGGUCGCCAGUUCAAUGACACUGGAAAUUUGAAACGACACAUAGAAUGUACUCAUGGUGGAAAGAGAAAAUGGACUUGUUUCAUCUGUGGAAAAUCAGUAAGAGAAAGAACUACCUUAAAAGAACAUCUGAGGAUCCAUAGUGGAGAAAAACCUCAUCUCUGUAGUAUUUGUGGACAGAGUUUUCGCCAUGGGAGCUCAUAUAGUGAUGUUUCAGUGUUAUUAUUGAAAGGACCUCUUGGUGACCUGCCAGUUGGAAGGGGAAAUAAAAGUGAAAAACCCUACAAAUGUCAAAUUUGCAAUCAGUCUUUUAGAAUUAAGAAAACUUUAACAAAACAUAUGGUUAUUCAUUCUGAUGCUCGACCCUUCAACUGUCAGCAUUGUAAUGCCACAUUUAAACGGAAGGACAAGUUGAAAUACCACAUUGACCAUGUGCAUGGGAUAAAAUCUCCAGAUGAACCACUAACUUCUUCUGAGGAGAAACUUGUAUCCUUACCAAUGGAGUACACUCCUGAUGGGAAAGGUUACCAAACAGAAACUAAACAGUAUAUGGACCAGCCCAAAUAUCAAUCAGAAUCUAAAACAAUGUUACCAAAUGUUCCUAAUGAAGUCUGUGUUCCAGUAACAUUGGUUCCAGUCCAGAUGCCAGAUACUCAGAAUGAUCUGGUGCGCCAUACCACUGCACUUCCACCACCCUCCCAGAGCAUCCUUUCUACACAGCCACAACCAACAGAUUAUCCACGAACAACAGAUUUGGCAUUUCUGGAAAAAUAUACUCUCACUCCUCAGCCUACAAACAUAGUUCAUCCAGUUCGACCUGAACAAAUGCUCGACCCUAGAGAUCAGUCUUACCUUGGAACAUUACUAGGUCUUGAUAACACUACAUCUGUGCAAAAUAUUGCUAAUAAUGAGCCUCACUCAUGAUCAGACCUAACA